Messenger RNA from Schistocerca gregaria, 1972 nucleotides. RefSeq names its product trypsin alpha-3-like. Gene Ontology annotation, biological process: proteolysis. Gene Ontology annotation, molecular function: serine-type endopeptidase activity. The record is from RefSeq and is a predicted model, not a curated record. The transcript is spliced from 2 exons. Lineage: Eukaryota; Metazoa; Arthropoda; Insecta; Orthoptera; Acrididae. The coding region runs from base 100 to 864 and encodes 254 amino acids.
CCCGAACGCUGAUAGUAGACUGCCAAUUAUUUCUGACUGUGCACGUGUUACAGUAUAUAUAGGGUGCGAUCCCAGCAGCCUGCAGCCACCGCCGCCAGAAUGCAGCGCCUCGCCCUCUUGUUCGUGUGCCUGCUCGGCUCUGCCGUAGCCUUGCCAGCCCGCACCAGGCUCUGGAGCAGGGGCAACAGCCGCAUCAUCGGAGGAAGCAACGCCAACAUCGCAAACUACCCGUGGCAGCUGUCCUUCCAGUAUGGCGGUUCGCACAUCUGCGGAGCCUCCAUCAUCAGCUCCACGUGGGCGCUGACGGCCGCUCACUGUGUGGACGGUAUGAGCCUCCUGCUGAUGACUUUCAGAGCCGGAUCGUCGAUUAGGGGGAGCGGUGGCACCGUCUUGAGUGCCUCCUCUGGCUACAUGCACGCAUCGUACGACAGCGAUACGGUCGACUACGACGUUGCCGUCGUUCAGGUGUCUGGCUCACUGCUCGGUACGAACGCCCAGGCCGUCAGCCUCCCAUCCGACGGCUACGACCCCGCCGGAGGCCUGGCCGUGACCGUCACUGGCUGGGGAUCCACGUACACAAACGGCCCGGCCCCGAGCAACCUGCAGAAGCUGGACAUCAGCAUCGUGGCGCGCUCCACCUGCCAGAGCAUCUUCGCCAACGUGAACACCGUGACGGCCCGAAUGGUGUGCGCCGGCAGUGCGGGCCAGAGCGUCUGCAGCGGAGACUCCGGCGGCCCCCUGGUCAGCGGCAGCACGCAGGUGGGCAUCGUCUCCUGGGGGGUCAGCCCCUGCGAGGCCAGCCCCGGCGUCUACGCCAACGUCGGAAACCUGCGCUCCUGGAUCCGCUCUGCAGCAGGUGUCUAAGGCCUUCUGGAUCACAGCUGCUCUCUGCAGUUUGCCCCUCACGUUUUGACAAGAGCGUUCCUGUUGUAUACAAGAUGAACUCUCACAAAUAAAUGACUGCACAACGUAAUUUAUUCAUUAUUGACAAAGAUACAAUAGAGAAUACUACGAGCACCUAAUGAACGUAAACUUUAUAAUUGGUUAUCACUGGUGAAGCAAAUGCAAGAAACAGAACGGGAAUUUCGCUAAGGACUGUGGUGCGAUUUCACAUGAACACAGGAGCACUCUUGUGGUUAUCUCACGCAUCAGGACUGCCCAUUUGUACAUCACUCUGGUGAAUCGACGUGUUCUGCUGCCAUUCAUGAACAGCAUUCCACAGGGUGAUUUCCAUCAGGAUAAAGCCCUCCCACAUACCACUGUUGUAACCCGACAUGCUCUAUACCGUGUCGACAGGUAGCCUUGACCUGGUCGCUCACCAAAUCUCCAAACGAGUAUAUAUGGGAUAUCGCUGGACGGCAACUCCAGUGACACCCUCAACUAGCAUUAGCCAUCCCUGUAUUGAUCGACCAAUUGAAACAGGUAUGUAACUUCAUCCCACAAACUGACAACCGGCACUUGUACAAUAGAGUGCUUGCUCAUUUGUAUGCUUGCAGUCACCAUUCUGCCUCUUAAACCAGUUAUAAAGGUACCUGCGUUUCACAUUUGCAAAGGAUUCCCUCUUGCUUACAUUCACCCGUGACUUUGCAGUAUUGAUCACCUAAAUAUGUCACAUACUCAAAUGUAUUCCCAAUAUUUCAUUAGUCUGCAGUAAUUAUUUUCUGGUGCGUCGAUGUUUUUACGUGGUAUACGUCUUGUGUUUAUAGGCGCCCAUGACAAAAUAUUGGCUGCGACAGUCUCUUAUAAGCUAGGUGUAAAUCUAUCUCAAAUCGUUCUAGGCACAGUCAAGUCAUCACCAGUGUGCUAGUUCAAGGCGAUUUUAUUAACGGUAUUAGAGAUAUGAAAACAGUGUCAUACUAUGUGUGAUUCUAGGCGCAGAAAACGAAAAGAAGAAUGUCUUUCUCCAACAACCUGCUACCAUUUUUAGGCUGAAGCUGAGUGCGGAGAAUAAAUCAAAGAUACGUUAGUCGGA